AUGUCGAGUCGAUUAACCGCCACAGACGGUGUUCAAAUUUCGGUGUCGUCAAUUAAAUAUACUUAAAUCAUAAAUAUUUAAGUACGGUAUGUCGAACAAGCGUGAUAGGUAAAAUCGCUGGAAAAUUAAUAUAUACUCAAUAUGGAAUCGUAUGUUUCUCUGGACCGUUUUCAUCAAAUAAUUAACAAAUAUGAAGAUCCGAGAAUACGGCAUUAUUUUCUUAUGUCUAGUCCCAUUCCCACUGUUAUCUUAACUGCAAUUUAUUUAAUUUCUGUCAAAGUUACCUUGCCAGGAUACAUGAAAGAUAGAAAACCUUUUCAACUCAAAAAGUUUGUAAUAUUUUACAAUUUUAUUCAAGUUUUAUAUAGUACGUGGUUAUUUUAUGGAUUUUUAACAGGAGGAUGGUUAGGCUCGAAAUAUAAUUUGGAAUGUUUCAAACCAAGGGCUGAUAAAAAUAUAAUAUUUGUAGCCUACAUGUAUUAUCUUUCAAAAUUCACGGAAUUUAUGGAUACGAUUUUAUUCGUUUUGAGGAAAAAAGAUAACCAAGUAACAAAUCUUCAUUUGUACCAUCAUUGCAUAAUGCCGAUAGGCAGUUGGAUUGCCGUUAAAUAUGUUCCAGACAGUACGAUGACAUUUUUAGGGCUUAUUAAUUCGUUUAUACAUAUCAUAAUGUAUACGUAUUACAUGCUCAGCGCAAUCGGACCAGAAAUGCAAAAAUAUUUAUGGUGGAAAAAAUACGUUACUGUAUUACAAUUGGUCCAGUUCGUUUUGUGUUUGAUGAAUAACGUUCAUGCCGCUCUAUUCGGAUGCUUACCCAUUGCGAUUAGUUGGUGGAAUAUUUCACAAAGCACCCUAUUUUUCCUCAUGUUCUUUGAUUUCUACAAGCAGGCGUAUAAUAAGAAGAGCAGCAAAAUAACUACCAAUGGCAUUACAAAAAAUACCGACCUGAAGAACAAUUGUAUAAACGACAAAUUACAUGAAAAAUUACAGUAAACUUU
Phyllotreta striolata is the source of this 998-nucleotide messenger RNA. Lineage: Eukaryota; Metazoa; Arthropoda; Insecta; Coleoptera; Chrysomelidae. The record is from the annotation of a GenBank genome assembly.